UAGAUUUUGAAGUCUAUUUUUAUAAUUGAGUGGUCUCAGUUCGAGAGGAGAGAGUAAUCAUCCAAAAAUCGAUCUGGAACGAGCAGUGGUCUGUGAACUCGAGCUGUGAGAGUGCUGAGACUGUUUGAUUGAUAUCUCGAGUUUUACCAAUCCAAUUAAGGCGUGUGAGAUACCAAAAGAAAGCUCUCAAGACGAGGAAUCCGUGAAGGUCUGGUUUGCAUCAAUCGGAGAAGAGGAAGGCUUCCAAAUCGUCCGAGCAGAACGCGACCUCGCAGGGACGGAUUUACUCUUCUAAGAAUCGAGUUAGCCGGAAAACACCCGUUCUAGGGGCUGUUUUCGUAUCAACGAUUAGGCUGUUUAGCACCCAUUUCUAAGCAAGGAAUCAGUUCUCAAGCUUCCUUGGCCAAGGCUUUAGCCAUUGGAUCGAGAAGGAAGGUUUUAAAGCUCAUUUGAGGUUGAGGCUAGAGCUUGCUUCCUGUGCUCGUUGCUCGAGAGAUCAUCUAGGAGCGAAGACUUGGUUCGUGCUUCCUCCAUUCGGAUUUUAAACAUUAAUAAACAUGCUCAUGGAUAUUUUACUAUAGAGCCUGCGUGCUCAUGAAUAGCCCGGUGUGGCCUUUUUGUUUUAAACAAUGUUUUCCGCUGCGUUAUGAAUUACUUAUUAUGUUUGUUUAUGGAUGUUAUAUGUGUGAAUGAUAUUCAUGACGCCUUGUAUAAUAUGAAUGUGUUGGACUGCGGUUGACUAUUCGUAUUGUACGGCGGGUUGUUGACGUGUCCGGGUAGGUCCGGGGCGUGACAAUUAAGUUGGUAUCAGAGCCUUAGUCCAUAAACUUCAUAAUGAAGUCUCAAAAUUCUCUUUUUGAAAAUAUUUUGAAAACCAUGAGCAUAGAAGUUUUGUACUUGGAGAGCUUUUGGUACUUGGGUUGCAAGGUCUCUAAUUGUUAAGAUGGUACCCUUAGCAAUUGGUAUGGCGGUGACUCGAGCCAAAAUGUGUCUUAAGUACCUAUCCGUCAAUUGACAUUUGAUACGAGUCUAACGACUCCUUCCAAAUUUCUUUCAGAAAUGGACCGUGGUGGCAGGAUUACUAGGAGAAACCCGACGGGCCGUGUACCAGUGGAGACUGGAAAGGGCAGUCGAAGGACCUCUAGGGCAUCUAGAGGAGUUGGCCGUGGAGGCCGAUCACAGACCGUGAGUGACGGUCAUGUUGACACAGAAAGUGAAACCUACUGGUCCUAUGAGGACUCGACUUACCAAUCGGAGACCGAGCCGGUUGAGACCCCUUACGAAGGGGAUGACGAUGAUAUAAGUGAUGAAGAAGGGGAGAAUGACUCCCUAGCCAGAAUUGAGGCGCUGCUCCAGCAAUACCAGCGGGAGCGCGAGGGAAGGAGGGAACGCCGAAGGCGCCGAGGAGGGCGAACUUCGGGUGGGGCUUCAAGAGGAAGAAGCCAUGGCGACUCUAGGGCCCACAUUGAACCACAUGGGGGCCGGGGUGAUGGAGGUCCGAUCAUAAGGAUCUCCAAAUACCUCAAGGAGGCACGAGACUUGGGGUGCAAACCCUUCAACGGAGCGGGUGACAUCUCGGUCGCCGCGGAAUGGAUCAAGAGGCUGAACGAAGCAGCCCUUGAUAUGCAACUCACCCCCGAGUUUAAGCUAAGGGUGGCGGUGAGGUUGCUCGAAGGGAUGGCAUCCACAUGGUGGGACGGAGCCAAGGGAAAGUAUGGCAACACGGUGACUUGGGAGAAUUUCCGACAGGAGUUCUUUGCCCAAUAUUAUUCUGAUUUUGAGGUGAACGCCAAGAGGAGAGAGUAUACCCUCCUGACCCAAGGGGGCAAAAUGACGGUGAGGCAACUUGAACACAAAUUCAGGGAGCUCGCGGAGUUCAUACCGGAGUAUAUGUGUGACGAGAACCGGAUGGUAAAUCACUUCUGGGAUGCCUUAGACCUGGAGGUGCGUGAGAGGGCAACACAGUUGCCUAACAUGACUUUUAGCCAAGUGGUCGAGCAAGGGUUAAAAGGAGAGAAAGAAUGGGAGGAAAGAAAGUUGAAGAACGCCGAAGAGGCAAAGAAGAGGAAGUGGGAGAACCAUGGACAUCAAGGUCCUAGCAAAAAGGGGAACCAUGGGGGAGGGGGAUCUUUUCGGACACCCCCACUGCCACCUAGGGGAAGUCAUGGACCGGGCGGGCAAUCACAAGCCUCAGGGGUGACUCGUUGCAAGAAUUGCAAGAGGAACCACCCGGGGAAAUGUCGUGACCCUCCUAGAUGCUACCAAUGCGGGAGCACGGGUCACAUGAAGAUGAGCUGCCCACAACUGGGCGGGACGAGGGCAUCAGGGCCAAGUAGUGGUAAUACCGGGACACGGAAUCAAGCCGGGACUUCACAAGCGUCCAGGGGGCAAGGGGGAGCAAGCGCAAGCAACGCGCCGUCCGUGAAUCAAGGAAGGACUCAAGCUAGGGUCUACGCGAUGACGGAGGCGGAUGCUCAAGCUAACCCGGAUUCCGUUGCAGGUAUUGCCUCUCGUACACUAGUGUUUUAUCCUUAAUUAGUCCAUAAAUUGAAGUUAUAAAUCCUAGAAUCCAGGUGGGAGCAGACGUAAGAUUGAAAUGGGAAAGGAGAGCAAAACCAUGCUACUACCCGACCGGGUAGGGCAAUAAACCCUACCGGGUGGGACGAGUUUUUGCCCUCGUAAACCUUCUGGAUCGCAUACCCGAUCGGGUUUGGUAAUGAACCCGACCGGGUAGGCCAAGUUUUUUCACUCAUAAGUCCACUGGAACACAUACCCGACCGGGUAUGGUGGUAUACCCGACCGGGUUUGUCAAAAAUUUCUGCCCGACACCUUCUGGAACACAUACCCGACCGGGUAUGGUGGUAUACCCGACCGGGUUUGUCAAAAAUUUCUUCCCGACACUUUCUGGAACACAUACCCGACCGGGUAUGGUGGUAAACCCGACCGGGUUUGUCAAAAAAAAAUUCUGCCCGAACCCACUGGAACUUAUACCCGAUCGGGUAUAGUAUGUUACCCGACCGGGUACACCUCGAAGUGUUCGUCAAAUGAAAAAGUUGUCUUCAUGAAAGUUGUAGAUAUUUUCAUUGUCUAAAUGAUGGAAUUUGAAUCGAACGAUUUGGUUAAGUAUGUGAUGAGAUAUGAUCAAAACGGUGAGACAGUGUCAAUUUAUAUCUCAACUGCGAACGUCAACCAUAAUUGGGGGAUUUUGCCCACUUUAAGGACAUGAUUUCGCAUUAUGUUCUUCGUAGGAUUGGUCGGUAUGUUAGAGAGGUAUCUUACAUGGCUUAUAAAUGUAGGAACACUAAAGAUUAAUGGGAGAUGUGCGAGAAUCCUCAUCGAUACCGGGGCGCAACGAUCAUUUGUGAGUGAGGCAUUCGCCGGGGGAUUCAACGCACCCCUAGUACCGAUGGCUCAAGCCCUAUUGGUAUCCACACCCCUAGGGGAAGACAUCGAGAGAGAUAGCCACUAUCCAUCGUGUGAGGUGGAAGUGGAGGGCCAAAACUUGUCGUGUGAUUUCGUGCCGCUGAGUAUGAUUGAGUUCGAUGCAAUCCUGGGGAUGGAUUGGCUUGAGAAGCAUCAGGGUCGAUUGUUACACGAAAGUACUUGAACUCGAAGGCAAUGAAGGGGUAACCUUACGCUUCGAGGGGGAUAGGGCAAAAUCCAAUAGUUGUAUCAUAUCCGCUGUGAGGGCUAAGAAUAUGAUGAGGAAGGGAUGUCACGCAUAUCUAGCGUAUGUGGUGGACAAAACCAAAGAAGAGACGAGCAUUGAUGAUGUUAGGGUAGUAUGCAAGUAUCGGGACGUCUUUCCUAAAGACUUACCGGGACUUCCGCCCGAUAGGGAGAUUGAGUUCGUGAUCGAGGUCGAGCCCGGCACCAAACCAAUCUCCAUACCGCCAUACCGUAUGGCACCCGCUGAACUUAACGAGUUGAAAACCCAAUUGCAAGAGCUUUUGGAUAAUGGUUUCAUUAGGCCAAGCCACUCCCCGUGGGGAGCACCAGUUCUUUUUGUGAAAAAGAAAGAUGGGACACUUCGAAUGUGUAUUGACUAUCGUCAACUGAACAAGGUCACAAUCAAGAAUAGGUAUCCUUUGCCUAGAAUUGAUGACUUGUUUGAUCAACUACGAGGGGCAACCGUGUUUUCAAAGAUUGAUUUGAGGUCGGGUUACCAUCAAUUGAAGAUUAAGGAAGACGACAUACCAAAAAGUGCUUUCCGCACAAGGUAUGGGCAUUUUGAGUUCCUUGUUAUGUCGUUUGGGUUAACAAACGCCCCGGCGGCAUUCAUGGACUUGAUGAACCGAGUAUUCCAUAAAUACUUGGAUCGAUUCGUGAUUGUGUUCAUAGAUGACAUUUUGAUUUACUCAAAGAGUGAGGAAGAGCAUGAAGAACACUUGAUACUCGUUCUUGAGACACUACGGGAGAAGCAACUUUAUGCCAAAUUCUCUAAAUGUGAAUUUUGGCUAAAGGAAAUUGGCUUCCUCGGGCACGUGGUUUCAGGCUCGGGAAUUGCUGUUGAUAAUAAGAAGAUAGAAGCCAUUACCGAAUGGGAGAGACCAAAGAACGUCAAGGAAAUUCGUAGUUUCCUUGGACUGGCAGGCUACUAUAGAAAGUUCGUGGAGAAGUUCUCUGUUUUGGCAUCACCAUUGACGAAGCUCACUCGUAAAGGAGCUAAGUUUGUAUGGGAUGACAAAUGUGAGGAGGGGUUCAUGGAACUAAAGAAGCGAUUGACCGAGGCACCGGUACUUGCAUUACCCAAACAGGGUGUGGGGUACGAUGUCUAUAGCGAUGCGAGCAUCCAAGGGCUUGGAUGCGUGCUGAUGCAGAAUGGGAAGGUAAUCGCCUAUGCUUCACGACAGUUGAAGAAGCAUGAGGUGAAUUAUCCUACUCACGACUUGGAGCUGGGGGCUGUGGUGUUUGCACUGAAGAUAUGGAGACAUUAUCUCUACGGGGAGACAUGUCACAUAUACACUGAUCACAAGAGCUUGAAAUACGUGUUUACUCAAAAAGAGCUAAACAUGAGACAGAGACGGUGGAUGGAGUUGAUAAAAGACUACCAUCUAGUGAUAGAGUAUCACCCAGGCAAGGCAAACGUGGUGGCAGAUGCUUUGAGCCGGAAGAGCUCGUCUGGGGCAUUGCUAGCUAAUUUGAGGGCAUUAAGAGCCCAACUGGAGGUAUCCAGCGAUGGUGCCUUAUUGGCACGAUUUGAGGUGAGACCUACUUUACUUGAUGAGAUCAAGAAGGGUCAAGAGGAUGACGCAGAACUUAUGAAGGUCCGGGAACGCAUGCAAGCGGGACCGGUGGAGGAUUUCAGGGCAAGAGAUGAUGGUCUCUUGUUAUUUCGUGACCGAGUGUGUGUGCCGGCAGAUGAUGAGCUCCGAAAGUCCAUCUUAGAGGAAGCUCAUUCAUCGGCUUAUGCCAUGCACCCGGGGGGCACGAAGAUGUACCGCGACUUGAAGGAGAGUUACUGGUGGUCGGGUAUGAAGAGAGAAAUAGCCGAAUAUAUCAGUCGAUGCCUUACUUGUCAACAAGUUAAGGCAGAACAUCAGCAUCCAGCAGGCUUAUUGCAACCACUAUCCAUUCCUGAAUGGAAGUGGGAACACGUGACUAUGGAUUUUGUGGUAGGUUUACCACGAACAAUCAGGAACUAUGAUGCAGUUUGGGUUGUGGUAGAUAGGCUCACGAAGAGUGCACACUUCUUGCCUAUCAACACUACUUACCCACUUGAGAGGUUAGCCAAAUUGUAUACGGAUGAGAUCGUGAGGCUGCACGGGGUCCCAGUGACCAUUGUAUCUGAUAGAGACCCACGGUUCACAUCACGUUUUUGGCCAAAAUUUCAGGAGUCUAUGGGAACGAAGUUGAAGUUCAGUACUGCUUUCCACCCACAGACGGAUGGGCAGUCUGAAUGUAACACCCCGCCCCGUAGGGCCCGAGGUAGUUACUCCGGACCAAUAGUACUGUCCCCACAAACCACCACGAGCCUUUACCGCGCACUUUGUCCUCACUCAUGCGCGCCCUGAGAAACUUCCCAGGGGGUCACCCAUCCCAAGACUACUCCCGUGCAAGCACGCUUAACUUUGGAGUUCUUGGGUGAUGAGCUCCCUUAAAAGGAGAUGCACCUCUGUUGGUAUGAGUAGUACUAUUAAUCCAUUUAUACUAAAUCUCAAGUGUUACAAUCACCCCCACUUAGGAUCGCAGCGUCCUCGUUGCGCCCUUGAACCAAUCUCAAAUCUCAAUCAAAUCCCAGAAUCCUCCCCCGCUAAGUGCCCGCCCGAUAUCUAACGGGUCAGCACAUUGUCGCAGGGUUUCUCUGAUACCACCUGUAACACCCCGCCCCGUAGGGCCCGAGGUAGUUACUCCGGACCAAUAGUACUGUCCCCACAAACCACCACGAGCCUUUACCGCGCACUUUGUCCUCACUCAUGCGCGCCCUGAGAAACUUCCCAGGGGGUCACCCAUCCCAAGACUACUCCCGUGCAAGCACGCUUAACUUUGGAGUUCUUGGGUGAUGAGCUCCCUUAAAAGGAGAUGCACCUCUGUUGGUAUGAGUAGUACUAUUAAUCCAUUUAUACUAAAUCUCAAGUGUUACACUGAAAGAGUCAUACAGAUCCUAGAAGACAUGCUGAGGGCUUGUGCAUUGGAGUUCCAAGGAAGUUGGGACAACCACUUAGCACUUGUGGAGUUUGCCUAUAACAACAGUUAUCAGGCAAGCAUCGGCAUGCCUCCAUACGAGGCAUUGUAUGGGAGGAGAUGUCGUACACCGUUAUGCUGGGACGAGGUUGGCAUGGCCAAACUCGAGGGUACUGAGUUGGUCGAGGUCACCAAAUCAAAGGUGAAGUUGAUUCGAGAGAGACUCAAAGCGGCUCAGGAUAGGCAAAAGAGUUAUGCAGAUAAACGUCGACGAACCUUAGAGUUUAAGGUUGAUGACGAGGUAUUCUUGAAAGUUUCUCCUUGGAAAGGAAUCAUUCGAUUUCAAACCCGAGGAAAACUUAACCCACGAUAUAUAGGUCCAUUCAGAAUUAUAGAGAGGAUUGGGGCCGUAGCAUAUCGUCUACAGUUGACUCCUGAGUUAGAGAAGAUACACAAUGUGUUUCAUGUAUCCAUGCUCAAGAAGUAUGUGCAUGAUCCCUCUCACGUAUUAGAAAAGCCGCCUGUAGAGGUACGUGAGGAUUUGAACUACGCCGUGCAACCAAUCAAGGUCACCGAUAGGAAGGUGAAGAAAUUGAGAAGCAAAGAAGUCCCAAUGGUUAAAGUACUUUGGAAGAGCGAUCGGGUCGAAGAAGAGACAUGGGAAACAGAGGCUUUGAUGAGGAAGCAGUAUGCUUUCCUAUUCGGUUAGAACUGUGAAUUUCGGGGACGAAAUUCCUGUUAAGGGGGGGUGAACUUGUGACACCGCACCCGAACGUCCUUGAAAAUUCCAUUCUUAAAUUCAAAGUGAUGUAUUGAAUUCCCGAUUUCAAAACAAUGGAAAAACGAUUAAUAUUUUACGUAGUACACGAUUGAAUAUUGUAUUGUUCAAACCCGUAUUCUUUUAUAAUUUUCAUCAUGUAAAUUAUUGAGAAGAUCCUACACAUAUUGGAGAUCAAUAAUGUGAUGUAAGAAGUUGACUUGUUCUAAAUAAAUUAGGAUGAGUACAAAAAGACAUCUUUUGACAAAGAUAAACAAUAGGAUCCAUCUUUCCAUUUUUGGGAGUAUUGGUAGAUAUUUUGGACCCCAAAAUAAUUGGGAUCAAUGGGGAACCACCCCACAUGAUAUUAGUACCUGCAAGACAAAUAAAAAUGAGUGAGAAGACUUACCUUGGCCGACCACCAUGGAGAGGAGCUGCACAAGACUUGAUAGGAAUCAAAUGUUGGGCCACCAUCUCUAUUUUUCGCACAAAAUGGUGUGCUGUUUGUCUCCACUCAUUAUGGGAGUUAUACUCGACCAAACAACGUGUAUAAGGUGUCCUUGGAUAGAUUUUGAAGUCUAUUUUUAUAAUUGAGUGGUCUCAGUUCGAGAGGAGAGAGUAAUCAUCCAAAAAUCGAUCUGGAACGAGCAGUGGUCUGUGAACUCGAGCUGUGAGAGUGCUGAGACUGUUUGAUUGAUAUCUCGAGUUUUACCAAUCCAAUUAAGGCGUGUGAGAUACCAAAAGAAAGCUCUCAAGACGAGGAAUCCGUGAAGGUCUGGUUUGCAUCAAUCGGAGAAGAGGAAGGCUUCCAAAUCGUCCGAGCAGAACGCGACCUCGCAGGGACGGAUUUACUCUUCUAAGAAUCGAGUUAGCCGGAAAACACCCGUUCUAGGGGCUGUUUUCGUAUCAACGAUUAGGCUGUUUAGCACCCAUUUCUAAGCAAGGAAUCAGUUCUCAAGCUUCCUUGGCCAAGGCUUUAGCCAUUGGAUCGAGAAGGAAGGUUUUAAAGCUCAUUUGAGGUUGAGGCUAGAGCUUGCUUCCUGUGCUCGUUGCUCGAGAGAUCAUCUAGGAGCGAAGACUUGGUUCGUGCUUCCUCCAUUCGGAUUUUAAACAUUAAUAAACAUGCUCAUGGAUAUUUUACUAUAGAGCCUGCGUGCUCAUGAAUAGCCCGGUGUGGCCUUUUUGUUUUAAACAAUGUUUUCCGCUGCGUUAUGAAUUACUUAUUAUGUUUGUUUAUGGAUGUUAUAUGUGUGAAUGAUAUUCAUGACGCCUUGUAUAAUAUGAAUGUGUUGGACUGCGGUUGAC
Messenger RNA from Cuscuta epithymum, 8686 nucleotides. The record is from the annotation of a GenBank genome assembly. Lineage: Eukaryota; Viridiplantae; Streptophyta; Magnoliopsida; Solanales; Convolvulaceae.